Bacillus rossius redtenbacheri is the source of this 1629-nucleotide messenger RNA. Its product is annotated as sodium channel protein Nach-like. The record is from RefSeq and is a predicted model, not a curated record. Gene Ontology annotation, biological process: sodium ion transmembrane transport. NCBI's taxonomy places the organism in Eukaryota, Metazoa, Arthropoda, Insecta, Phasmatodea, Bacillidae. Gene Ontology annotation, cellular component: plasma membrane. Bases 1 to 1629 code for a protein of 542 amino acids. Gene Ontology annotation, molecular function: ligand-gated sodium channel activity. The transcript has 12 exons.
AUGUCGUCCAGGGCGAGCAGAGAGCUGGCCAGCUGGUGCAAGGAGUUCUGCCUGGUCACCGCGCAGCACGGCUUCAAGUACCUGGCCUUGCCCCGGCAGAGCCUGCUCGAGAGGAUCGUGUGGCUGAUGGUGCUGGUGACGGCCGGUCUCUCUGCGGGGUCCAUGAUGUGUGAGGCAUGGCAGAAGAGCCAGGCCCACCCCACGCUCACGGCCAUCGAGUCGGUCCACUUCCCCAUAUGGAACAUGGACUUCCCCGGAGUAUCGCUGUGCAGCGUCAACAAGGUGGACCGCGGAGCAGCGCUGCGCCUCGCCGGAUCUCUGAAACUUCCGUCAGGACAUUCCAGCGAGGAGGCCUACCUGGACCUCCAGCUCCUCAGUAGACUCAUCCAGCCGUCCAAGGACCACGUGGCGAACCUCACGAGACUGCAGGUGCUCCUCACCUACAACAACCUCACCACAGACUCCGUCGCUAGAAGGGUGGUCCGGCGGAGCUCGGGCCGGCUGGCCGCUGCCUGCGGCAAGGACUCGGCCAGUGGCAUGGACGAGUCUCCAUUCAGGACCAGCAGCUGUGGCCCCACCACAGGACUUGUGGUCGUCGUGGACAACAUGCUGGACGACUACUUCUCCACGCCACUCGCAUCCUAUGGCAUCAAGUCCAAGAAGGGGUUCCUGCACCAGAGCAGGAGCCAGACGCACCUGAAGGUGAAGGUUGUUGUCCAGGUGCUGGUGCACCCGCCUCGCGAGUUCCCCGGGGAGUUCACGGACGAACGCUUCCUGCCGUCCGGCAGCAAGAUGCUGAUAUCCGUGUACCCGGUGAGCACCUACUCCACGCCCAGCGUGCUCCAGCUGGACCCGGCCAGGCGGCGCUGCUACACGCGCAGCGAGGGCCUCAGUCCGGGCGGCAGGCACUACUCCUUCGCAAACUGCUUCACCGAGUGCCAGACCAACCUCAGCGUGGAGCUGUGUGGCUGCGCGCCCGUCUUCUACCCGCGACUAGGGCACUAUAAAACCUGCAAUCUUACGGACAUUCCAUGCUUGGCAGAAAAUGAGUGGCGGGCGGCCGCCACGGGCGCUCCUGGCGGCCACACGGGGCAGCUCGCCUGCGACUGCCUGCCGGAGUGCGACCAGCUCAGCUACGAGCUGGAGAGCUCCGAGUCGCGCCUCAUCGCCGGCUCUCUGGGCGCCUCGGACAGCCAUGUUUUCGUUGACGUUGCCAACGGGAUCUGCGCCACCAUAGUUGCUGACUUCAGGGUUUCCGUAGAAGAUGGUACAACGUCCAUCGAAUUCGACGUUAAAGAUGAUAAAGAUGUCAUUGAGUUUACAAGAACAGGUAAUUACGUGACUCAGACCGAACAAAUCCUGGUGCACGUGUACUUCAUCGACAUGGUGGGCACGCGCUUCAGGACCGACGUGAUCCACAGCUGGCACAACCUGCUGGCAUCGUUCGGCGGCCUGCUGGGCAUCUUCCUGGGCUUCAGCAUGCUGACGUGCUUCGAGGCGACGUACUUCUUCACGGCACGCGUGCUGUUCCGCGUGCUGCGCGCCGCCCCCGCCGCCCCCGGCCCGCCCCCGGCCUUCCACAAGCACCGCGUGGGCGCCGCCCCACCAGACAACCCGGCCCUCGUCUGA